Messenger RNA from Fusarium oxysporum Fo47, 969 nucleotides. RefSeq lists its product as uncharacterized. The transcript has 2 exons. The record is from RefSeq and is a predicted model, not a curated record. Lineage: Eukaryota; Fungi; Ascomycota; Sordariomycetes; Hypocreales; Nectriaceae. The coding region runs from base 1 to 969 and encodes 322 amino acids.
AUGGCGUCUCGAUCUAUCUGGCAACGUGCCCUUAUUCUCAUUAUUGCACUCAUUAGUCCCGUCGCCCACGCACAGCUGAGUUGGCUGGUCCACGACCCCUUCUCUGGAGGCGGGGGCCCGGCAUUCAAUCCUCGAUCCUGCGUCUGGGUGGCUACCCAGGCCUUUGCAGGUUGGGGCAGCAGGAAGCUCACCGCCACGGCGCACAACUACAUCCGAUGGGGACAGACAGGCUGCGUCCUCCAGAUUGCCAACACCUCUCCCACGUCCUUCUCCGUCCAAGACCGCCGAGAUACGGAUAGGCUCAAUGACAACCUGACGGCGGCGGAUCCAGCAGACAACGAUUUUGCCGCGCAUGUGGCGGAUCUAGACUUUAACAACGAACCCAAGGAACUCUUGGACACAAAGUUUAUGGACUUCGCGGUCAAGCCUCGCGAGGAAUCACAUGUGUCAGCCCGCUCUGAGUCCAAGGACUUGUACUUGGCCCGCCGCCAGAUCCGCUGGGUCCUUCGGGGUUGCGUCCGGAGCAGAGAAGGCGAGAAGGCCCCCAACGCCUUCGUCGAGGAAUGCACCUGCGCAAAGCAAAAUGGCGCGCAGGAGUACUACGUGGGCGACUUCACUAUCACCUACAACGGGGAGAACGCCGCUACCGCGACCUGGGGGCGGGUCCCGCUGUUCAACGCGCUGGGCAACCUCGUCUCCCGCAUCCAGUCGCUGAACACAAACGGGUGGGGCAAUGUGGUGACGGUGAACUCCAACGGUCUCGGGACUGUCUUGUUCACUCCAGUUGGCGGUGGCUGCGGGUCGCGUCCUUCAACUGCUGAGGCUCGGUGCUACCAAGAGGCGAUACAUCAUCUUAUUAAUGAGGGCUAUACAGGGCCCGCCUUUCCCGGACAACGCAAUUGUGAUGGAGGCUUCACCAACGAUGACUGGCAAAUGCUGGUCAGCAAUCCGAUUGGUAUUCCGAGCUAA